Prunus armeniaca (apricot) is the source of this 1539-nucleotide messenger RNA. Lineage: Eukaryota; Viridiplantae; Streptophyta; Magnoliopsida; Rosales; Rosaceae. The record is from the annotation of a GenBank genome assembly.
AUGUUUCAGUUCUGUGCUGUUCCGGGCUUCAUUGUGAGAAAAGGAGUAAUGGGUCGGAAUGUCUUGGUGUUUGGUCUUGCCAUUUUGGUUCUUUUUGGAGGCGUCUCAUCAGCUGCUCCUACUGCUCCAGCAAAGAUUGUCAGUGGGGUUUUUUCAAAUGCUGCUUCUGCUUUCAUGAAAUGGCUGUGGCGGCUGUGGUCACUCAGAGCAACAUCCAAAACAGCGAUUUCUGGCCGUCCGUUGAUGAAGUAUGAGAGUGGGUUUAAUGUGGAGACAGUGUUUGAUGGAAGCAAGCUCGGGAUUGAGCCUUACUCUGUUGAGGUGUUGCCCAGUGGGGAGCUUCUGAUUUUGGAUUCUGCUAAUAGUAACCUUUAUAAGAUCUCUUCCGCUCUGUCUCUCUACAGCAGACCAAAGCUGGUUACAGGAUCCCCUGAAGGAUACUCUGGACAUGUAGAUGGGAGGACCAGAGAGGCAAGAUUGAACCACCCGAAGGGGCUUACAGUUGAUGACAGUGGAAACAUUUAUAUUGCAGACACAAUGAAUAUGGCAAUCAGGAAGAUAAGUGAUGCUGGGGUUACAACAAUUGCUGGAGGGAAACAGGGAAGUGGGGGAAGCCAUGUGGAUGGACCAAGUGAGGAUGCAAAGUUUUCUGAUGACUUUGAUGUGGUUUACAUUGGAAGCAGCUGCUCCUUACUCGUCAUAGACAGAGGAAAUCAAGCAAUCAGGGAGAUCCAACUCCAUUUUGAUGACUGUGCUUAUCAGUAUGGAAGUGGUUUCCCCCUUGGGAUUGCAAUGCUUGUGGGUGCUGGCUUCUUUGGUUACAUGCUAGCAUUGCUACAACGCAGAGUUGGUACAAUUGUCUCUUCCCAAAAUGACCAAGGCCCAAUGAAGACGAGCAUUCCUCCAAGUCCAUACCAGAAGCCUCUGAAAUCAGUCAGGCCACCUUUGAUUCCAACUGAAGAUGAGCAGGAGAAGCAAGAAGAAGGCUUCUUUGGAUCGAUUGGGAAGCUUUUGGUCAAUGCUGGGGCAUGUGGUGCUGAAAUUCUGGGAGCAAUAUUUCCUGGUUUCAGAAAAAAGCAUCUAAACUAUCAAGACCAAAUUCAGCAGCAGCAGCAGAAGCAUUCAAAUUCUUGGCCUGUGCAAGAUAGUUAUGUGAUACCAGAUGAGGAUGAGCCCCCUUCUAUUGAAACCCGAACCCCCACCCCACGCAAAACCUACGCAUUCAUGGCCAAGGAUGAUGAAACGAUGCAUCAGUUGCGGCAAAGCCGAGUUUUCUACAAUGGGUGGGAUGAUAUUCAGCAGCAGCAACAGGUGCAAAAACAACAACAGCAUUAUCAUCGUUACCAAUCAUCAAACCCCAAUACUUUCUAUGAGCAGAGUUGUGAAAAAACCACUGAGAUUGUGUUUGGUGAAGUUCAGGAGCAGGAUGGGAAGGGUGAAGCUGUGGUCAUAAAGCCUAUUGAUUAUGGAAAUCCCAUGUUUAAUCAUUACAGUUUUACCUCCCAAAUCAAUCCUGGGGGUUAUACCUAUGGCUAUUGA